AUGGGUGCGGAUAAGCCCAAUGGGGUUGUGAACUAUAGCAGAAGGCCUCCCAAGAGACCAUUUAUCCAGAACGUCCAGUACUCCAUAUGGAAUCCGGAAGAUAGAACCUUCUUAGGGCGUACUCCCAAAAGAUGGGGCGUGAUCGGGUUGAUAUACCUGGUGAUGUACAUCUGUAUUAUCAUCUUUUUCUCUAUAUGUAUGUGCGGGCUGAUGGCCACCAUGGAUGAGAGGGUGCCGUAUUUCACUCUCGCCGACUCCAUCAUUGGUGAUAAUCCCGGUAUGGGUCACAGGCCGCUGGUGUUCGAGCAGGGGGCACUGAUCUGGUACCACCCCUCCAACAGUACACAAGUCAAGAAGUACGUCGACAAUAUCAACCAGUUUCUCGCACCUUACGAGAACAAAAGCCUCCUGGUGAACGGUGGUGUGAACCAGAAGGAAUGCGGCAACGUAAAGCCGCCGCGGGACGUUGUAUGCUCUUUCGACCUCAGCCAGCUCGGGCCCUGCUCCCGGGAGAACGACUAUGGCUUUACCAACGCCACUCCUUGCAUCAUCAUCAAACUGAACAGGUUGUAUGCAUGGCAUCCACAUUUCUACGACGAUCCUGGAGACCUGCCGUCAAAUAUGCCACCUGACAUCAAAGAAUAUAUCAAUUCAACCACAACGCUACAAGAACGUCAGAAAGUGUGGUUGUCGUGCAUGGGCGAGCGGCCCGCCGACGUGGAGGCGCUGGGUCCUCUGAAAUACUGGCCGUACCCUGGCCUGUCGGAGGUGUACUACCCGUACGACAACACCGCGGGGUAUCUCAGCCCGCUUGUAGCUGUGCAGCUGUUGAAGCCCAAGUGGCAUCAAAUCAUCAAUAUACGUUGCCGUGCUUGGGCCCGUAACGUGCGCUACACAGACAGUCUGAAAGAUCGUCUCGGGUCCACUCACUUAGAGAUAAUGAUCGACUAG
Messenger RNA from Chilo suppressalis (striped riceborer), 951 nucleotides. Lineage: Eukaryota; Metazoa; Arthropoda; Insecta; Lepidoptera; Crambidae. The record is from the annotation of a GenBank genome assembly.